AUGAAGUUCGUCGCUGUUGCCGCUGCCAUGGCCGCUCUGGUCUCGGCCCAGACUGGUAUCCCCUCGUGCGCCCAGACCUGCCUUGACAACUCGGUCAAGAAGGUGACCAAGUGCUCCGUCACCGACUAUGCCUGCGUCUGCGAGAAGACCAACUUUGCUGCCGUCCAGGGCGACGCUACCUCCUGCGUCAUUGCCAGCUGCGGUGCCGACGUUGCUGUCUCCCAGGUCCUCCCUGCCGUCCAGAAGGCCUGCGCUGCCGCGGCCUCUGCUCCCGCGGCCUCUUCCGCCGCCGCCGCCGUGAGCUCUGCGGCUGCCUCCAGCUCUGCGGCUGCCUCCAGCUCUGCUGCUGCUACCGCCACCACCACCACCGCUGCCGCUGCCAGCUCUGUCGGCACCGUCUGCCCCACCACCGUUGUCACCAAGCCCACCGUCCCUACCAACGGCACUGCCCCCACCACCUCGGCCCCCGUCACUGCCGGCGCCGCUGGCCUCGGCCCCGUUGGUGGCCUCGUCAUGCUGGCCCUGGGCGCCCUCGCUCUGUAA
This is a messenger RNA of Ustilaginoidea virens, 543 nucleotides long. RefSeq lists its product as uncharacterized. Lineage: Eukaryota; Fungi; Ascomycota; Sordariomycetes; Hypocreales; Clavicipitaceae. The record is from RefSeq and is a predicted model, not a curated record. Bases 1 to 543 code for a protein of 180 amino acids. The transcript has 2 exons.